AUGUCAAUAAUACUAGAGGAAACACCACCCACCAAAUCAAAUAGUUAUAUCACUAAAUUAAAACUACCCCAGGUGACAUUACGAUCAACGAUAGUUGGUCUCUUGAUUGGCUCAAUUAUACUAAUAUCAAAUUUUCAAUUUGGUUUACAGACAGGAUGGGUUUCAAUGAUGUCACUUCCUGCAGCUUUAUUGGGGUUUGCUAUAUUCAGAUUAACUCCGAUGUCUAAAAAUUUCACUGAUGUCGAGAAUGUUUAUAUUCAAUCUAUUGCAGUUGCAGUUGGUACAGGUCCAUUAUGUUACGGAUUCAUAGGGAUUAUACCUGCAAUUGAAAAAUUUUUGAAUGCUGACGAAACAGGAUUGGGGCAUAAAAUAUUUUUUUCAACAAAAGAAUUAAUUAUUUGGUCAAUGGGAUUGGGAUUGUUUGGUGUUUUUUUUGCAAUUCCAUUGAGAAGACAAGUUAUCAUAAAGGAGAAGUUACCAUUUCCAUCUGGAAGUGCCACUGCUACUUUGAUUUCAGUAUUACAUGGUACUGAAAUAUAUGAUGAUGAAGAUGACACCAAAGAAGAUCCAGAAGAAGACGAGGAUGAUUUGAAUAAAUCAGUUUUACAGCGUCAAACUUCAUCAUCUCAACUUUUGGAAUCAAUAAAUUAUAAUUCAAAUAUGAGAUCUUUGACUGCCACUUUUAUUAUUUCUUCAAUUUAUACAAUUGCAAGUUUUUUCUUACCCGUCCUCAAAAAGAUCCCAAUAUUUGGUACUUGGGCUUCAAAUAAUUAUGAAUGGAAUAUUCAGCCAUCUCCAGCUUAUAUGGGACAAGGAAUAAUUAUGGGAUUACCAACAGUAUCAUAUAUGCUAUUUGGAGCCGUACUUGGUUGGGCAAUUUUAGCUCCUUUAUCCAAAUUUAUGAACUGGGCACCGGGCCCUAUUGAUGAUUGGAUAUCCGGUGGUCAAGGUUGGAUUUUGUGGAUUAGUUUAAGUAUAAUGGUUAGUGAUUCAUUGGUAUCUUUUAUUGUUUUGAGUAUUAAAAGUAUAAGGGACUUAGUCAAAGAUUAUAAAAAAAGGAAAGCUUCAUAUACUCAAGUUUUGGAGUUACAACAACGCCAGCGAGAAUACAACUUACAACAUCCUGAUGAAGAACAAAGUGAUGAAACUGUUGUUGUACCAAUAAACGCGGCAGUUGAAGUACCUGCAAAUUUUCUUAUCUCAAAUAAAGUAGCAAUUAUUGGAACUAUUGGAUCCACAAUACUUUGUGUGAUCACAUUGAAGAUUAUCUUUGGUAAACUAAUUCCACUUUAUGCUUCCUUGACUGCAAUUUUACUAGCAAUGCUAUUCAGUGUAUUAGCUACAAGAACUUUAGGAGUUUCUGACAUAAACCCUGUAAGUGGAAUUGGAAAGUUAUCACAGUUGAUAUUUGCAUUCAUAAUUCCAUCAAAUCAUCCAUCUAAGAUAUUAAUAAAUUUGAUAUCUGGAGGAGUAGCUGAAGCAGGGGCACAACAAGCUGGUGAUUUAAUGCAAGACUUGAAAACGGGGCACUUAAUUGGUGCAUCUCCGAAAGCUCAAUUUAUUGCUCAAAUUAUUGGAACAGUAUACCUGGUUUUUCUAAGUUCCAUAAUGUAUAAAGUCUACAUGAAAGUUUAUACUAUCCCCAGCGAUACUUUCAGAAUUCCCACUGCUAUCAUUUGGGUUGAUUGUUCGAGAUUAGUUACUGGUGAAGGAUUACCUCCAAAAGCUAUGGAAUUUGCUAUGUUUUUUGGAGUUAUUUUUGGGCUAAUCUCGUUACUUAAAAACACAUUGGACUCAACUUCAAAAUAUUACAAGUAUUUAGUCUACUUACCAAAUGGAGUCGCAGUAGGGAUAGGUAUAUACAAUACCCCCAAUUUUACAUUAGCGAGAUUUAUUGGUGGGUUAAUUGCUUAUAAUUGGCACAAAAUUAGUGAUAAAGGUAGAAUUGGAAUGAUAAUAUUUAGUAGUGGAUUAGUUCUAGGUGAGGGUUUGUUUUCUGGAGUUACUAUGUUACUUACAAGUUUAGGAGUUAAACAUUGGUAG
Lodderomyces pseudojiufengensis is the source of this 2043-nucleotide messenger RNA. It is a transcript of the gene OPT8, whose product is annotated as Opt8p. The record is from RefSeq and is a predicted model, not a curated record. The coding region runs from base 1 to 2043 and encodes 680 amino acids. NCBI's taxonomy places the organism in Eukaryota, Fungi, Ascomycota, Pichiomycetes, Serinales, Debaryomycetaceae. Gene Ontology annotation, cellular component: fungal-type vacuole membrane. Gene Ontology annotation, molecular function: oligopeptide transmembrane transporter activity. The transcript has a single exon.